CUCCCUCAUCAAGAAGAAGCAGAAAGCAGAAGCUUAUCAUCAUGUCCUCAACCACCGUCUUCCGCGCCUCGCGUCCCCUCUUCCGACAGGCCACCACCACCUUUGGCGGUGCGCCCGCCCGACAGGCCUUUCGCCAGAACUUCCGACAGGGCAGCGGCCGUCGGUGGCAGAGCACCGAUGGCGCCCAGCAGCAGCAGCAGUCGUGGUUCAAUCGCAUGUGGGAGAGCGAGGUCGGCUUCAAGACUGUGCAUUUUUGGGCUCCCGUCAUGAAGUGGGCUCUCGUCCUCGCCGGCAUCUCCGACUUUGCUCGUCCCGCCGAGAAGCUCUCCUUCACCCAGAACCUCGCCCUGACCUGCACCGGCAUCAUCUGGACCCGCUGGUGCCUCAUCAUCAAGCCCAAGAACUACCUCCUCGCCGCCGUCAACUUCUUCCUCGGGCUGGUCGGCCUCGUCCAGAUCACCCGAAUCGCAAAGUACGAGUCCGACAAGAAGGCUGGCCUCAAGGGCGCCAUUGAGGACAUCAAGGCCGAUGCCAAGGAGACCGUCAAGGAGAUCAAGGGUUAAAUUGCGCCCUCCAUACUUGAUAGAAACCACACACACACACACACACACACACACACACAACACAUACAACCCCUUGCCUGGAAUCGAGAACGGGACGAGUCGCUUCAAUGCGUUUGGGCAAGAGCUGGGCCGAGGCAUGCGUUUAGUCACCAUGUCGUUGCUGCAAAAGGAGGGGUUUUUUUGGGUUUGUCCUAUACAGGGGAAACCCUAGGGAUGAGAUGAAUUGUCUGUCUGUUUUUCCCUUGUUGCAAAAUUAGAGGAUAGCUAUUACAUGUUGGAUUCGGGGUUCCAGCAAAUAAAGAAACCAAUGCAAGAUAUACCCACG
This is a messenger RNA of Fusarium vanettenii 77-13-4, 888 nucleotides long. RefSeq lists its product as uncharacterized. The record is from RefSeq and is a predicted model, not a curated record. Lineage: Eukaryota; Fungi; Ascomycota; Sordariomycetes; Hypocreales; Nectriaceae. Gene Ontology annotation, biological process: pyruvate import into mitochondria. Gene Ontology annotation, molecular function: pyruvate transmembrane transporter activity. The transcript is spliced from 5 exons. Bases 42 to 563 code for a protein of 173 amino acids. Gene Ontology annotation, cellular component: mitochondrial inner membrane.